AUGAACCUGUCCACCAAGGAAACUGUCAGACACCGAGUUGUGAUGAACCUGUCCACCAAGGAGACUGUCAGACACCGAGUUGUGAUGAACCUGUCCACCAAGGAAACUGUCAGACACCGAGUUGUGAUGAACCUGUCCACCAAGGAGACUAAACCACUGUGUCCGGACGUCGAGUGUCAGAAACCACUGUGUCCGGACGUCGAGUGUCAGAAACCACUGUGUCCGGACGUCGAGUGUCAGAAACCAUUGUGUCCGGACGUCGAGUGUCAGAAACCACUGUGUCCGGACGUCGAGUGUCCGGACGUCGAGUGUCAGAAACAACUGUGUCCGGACGUCGAGUACCAGAAACCACUGUGUCCGGACGCCGAGUACCAGAAACCACUGAGUCCGGACGUCGAGUGUCAGAAACCACUGUGUCCGGACGUCGAGUACCAGAAACCACUGUGUCCGGACGUCGAGUGUCAGAAACCACUGUGUCCGGACGUCGAGUGUCAGAAACAACUGUGUCCGGACGUCGAGUGUCAGAAACCACUGUGUCCGGACGUCGAGUACCAGAAACCACUGAGUCCGGACGUCGAGUGUCAGAAACCACUGUGUCCGGACGUCGAGUGUCAGAAACCACUGUGUCCGGACGUCGAGUGUCAGAAACCACUGUGUCCGGACGUCGAGUACCAGAAACCACUGUGUCCGGACGUCGAGUACCAGAAACCACUGUGUCCGGACGUCGAGUGUCAGAAACCACUGUGUCCGGACGUCGAGUGUCAGAAACCACUGUGUCCGGACGUCGAGUGUCAGAAACCACUGUGUCCGGACGUCGAGUGUCAGAAACCACUGUGUCCGGACGUCGAGUGUCAGAAACAACUGUGUCCGGACGUCGAGUGUCAGAAACAACUGAGUCCGGACGUCGAGUGUCAGAAAUGA
This is a messenger RNA of Pecten maximus, 921 nucleotides long. Its product is annotated as keratin-associated protein 16-1-like. NCBI's taxonomy places the organism in Eukaryota, Metazoa, Mollusca, Bivalvia, Pectinida, Pectinidae. The record is from RefSeq and is a predicted model, not a curated record. Bases 1 to 921 code for a protein of 306 amino acids. The transcript is spliced from 2 exons.